CCCGCUGCGAGGCGGGUCGCCUGGCCGGGAGGUGCGCCUUGGUUUCCUGCUCCUUGCGCCGGGGAUGGUACAACCACCAGGCGGAACCUGGCAGGGCCCGGAACGCUGUCCGCGGUUGCCGACCGGUCCCGGGGUAAAGCAGACAUGCGUUCCGGAGGUCGCGGCCGUCCCCGACAGCGGCUGGGGGAGCGCGAUCUCAUGGAGUCACUCUCGCCGCCCAAGCGCCACCUGCUACCGCGAGGACGGCUCUUGCCUUUGCUGCUGGUGCUGACCAUGGUCACGGCUUUCUACGUUGUCUGGACCGGCUGGCACCGGGGAAAUGACGAGCUGUCGCGGAGCCGAGAGCUGAGGGCCUCGAUAACUGGAAGCCUGUCAGAAGUCAAGCUGCGGAGGGUCGUGGGACAGCUGGAUGGACAGCGUCUCUGGGGGACUUUCCUACGCCCCCUGCUGAUUGUACGAUCCCCAGGCAGCCCUGGCAAUCUCCAAGUUAGAAAGUUCCUGGAGGCCACGUUGCGGUCCCUGACAGCUGGCUGGCAUGUGGAGCUGGAUCCCUUCACAGCCUCAACCCCCCUGGGACCACUGGACUUUGGAAAUGUGGUGGCAACACUCGAUCCGGGAGCUGCUCGCCACCUCACCCUCGCCUGCCAUUACGACUCAAAGUUCUUCCCGCCUGGGUCAGCCCCCUUCGUGGGGGCGACGGAUUCCGCUGUGCCCUGCGCCCUGCUCCUGGAGCUGGCCCAAGCCCUGGAUCUGAUGCUGAGCAGAGCCAAGCAGCAGGCAGCCCCAGUGACUCUGCAGCUGCUCUUCUUGGAUGGGGAGGAGGCCCUGAAGGAGUGGGGGCCCAGAGACUCGCUGUACGGCUCCCGGCACCUGGCCCAUCUCAUGGAGUCUAUACCCCACAGCCCCGGCCCCACCAGGAUCCAGGCUAUUGAGCUCUUUGUCCUUCUUGAUCUCCUGGGAGCCGCCAGUCCCACCUUCUACAGUCACUUCCCCCGCACGGCCCGCUGGUUCCAAAGACUCCGAAGCAUCGAAAAACGUCUGCACCAACUCAACUUGCUGCAGUCUCACCCGCACGAAGUGAUGUACUUCCAACCUGGGGAGCCCCCCGGCUCAGUGGAAGAUGAUCACAUCCCCUUCCUCCGCAGAGGGGUUCCGGUGCUCCACCUCAUCACCACACCCUUCCCUGCUGUGUGGCACACCCCUGCAGACAGCGAGGCCAAUCUGCACCCACCCACGGUGCACAAUCUGAGCCGCAUCCUGGCUGUGUUCCUGGCAGAAUACCUGAAGCUCUAGCCUGGGGGCCACUGCCCCGGAGGACCUUGAGCCGACCUCACAGCAGCUCGCCUUGUUGCCUUGCUUGGGUACCUGGAGUCAGUGUGGCAAGUGUGGCUGAGGGAGACGGUUGAAGGGAGAGAGUUUGGCUCCCGGACCCCAGAAGAACACCUAUUCUGGACGUUUCCAGGGACCACACGUUGUGCCAUGCACUGGCACCUCCGCAGGCACCACCCGACCUCUCUGCAGAAUGGGUCCUCUUGCUUCUGCACUAGCUCCUGUCCCGCCUCCCACGUGGGCAUGGGCUCAGAAUCUGGAAUAGGGACAGAAGCCCAGACUUCAUAGCUGCAUUCCGCAGGAGCUGGUAUGGUAUGUUAACUGGAUCAGAGCCCCGGGGAAAGAUAUUAAAUGAGUUUCUGCACCAAA
This is a messenger RNA of Jaculus jaculus (lesser Egyptian jerboa), 1698 nucleotides long. It is a transcript of the gene Qpctl, whose product is annotated as glutaminyl-peptide cyclotransferase like. Gene Ontology annotation, molecular function: zinc ion binding; glutaminyl-peptide cyclotransferase activity. NCBI's taxonomy places the organism in Eukaryota, Metazoa, Chordata, Mammalia, Rodentia, Dipodidae. The coding region runs from base 145 to 1293 and encodes 382 amino acids. The transcript is spliced from 7 exons. The record is from RefSeq and is a predicted model, not a curated record.